AUGGAAAGGGCGACUGCUAUCCCUGGUGCCCCAGUGCACAGGCUGAUGAUCUGGGCACGCUCCUCUCCAGUCAAGGCCAAGCAGAACCUCUGCCAAGAAGCUCCUCUGCCAGAGUCUCAGCAGCUCGACAGAGAAGAUGACUGGAGGAAUGUGGCUGCUGCUCAUCAGCUGGUGCUGCCACAGCCCGUCUUCAUUCCACCUCACCAGUCCAUCCACAAGAUCCACCUGGAGGAAGGCAGACAGGCUCGCCCAGCAAGAGCUAAAAGGUGCCGAGAGCUCAGCGGCCUCCAAGUGGACAGCGCCCGAGCAGACAGGAGGUCCAAAAGGAAGAGGAGGAAGGCCAGCUCUGAGCGGAGCCAACGAAGACCCCAGAAGACAAGGGGAAAGGCCCGCAGCUCCAGAGGCCGUCCAGCCAGCAACAACAGUGCCACUGGCAGAACUGUCAGCAGAGCUGAAUUUGAGGCCAUUUACAAGGAACUGGAAGCGCUGGGCAGUGGAGGCUUUGGAUUGGUGUAUUCUGGCUACCGAAAGGAGGACCAUUUGCCAAUGCUGGAUGGAAAGCAGGUCAGAUUUCCCCUGGAGGUGAUGCUGAUGAUGAAGGCAGGAGCAGAUCCAGGACCAGCAGGCAGCAGCGCGGCUGUGGCCCUGCUGGACUGGUUCUACCUGGAGGAGCAGCUGAUCCUGCUCAUGGAGAGACCAGUCCCCUCCAUGAAUUUCAGCCAGUACCUCCAGACCAAAGGGGGCCACCUGCAGGAGCCUGAGGCUAAGGUCAUCAUGAAGCAGCUGGUGGAUGCAGCCAUUGAACUUCAGUCGAAAGGAGUUUUUCACCGGGACAUCAAGCCGGCGAAUAUUCUGGUAGAGACAGCAUCUGAUGUCCCUCAUGUCCGCAUCAUCGACUUUGGCUGUGGCUGCGUCCUCAAGGAAGGCUCCUACACCUCGGGCUACGGAACCUUUUCGUACAUUCCUCCAGAGUGGCACCAGCUAAACCGCUACAGCGCAGAGACAACCACAAUCUGGCAGCUCGGGGUGGUGAUGUACAGGAUGCUGGUUGGACACCUGCCUUUUGGAAGCAAAAGGCAGAUUCUCUACAGCAACGUCAUACUCAACCAUGUGUCCCCGUACUGCAAGGUGUUUUUAAACAAAUGUCUGGCUAAGUUCCCUGGGGCUCGUGGCACCCUGGAGCAGCUAAGACUCCAGUGCUGGCUGCAGUGCUCCUGA
Molecule: messenger RNA, 1218 nt
Organism: Myripristis murdjan (pinecone soldierfish)
Lineage: Eukaryota; Metazoa; Chordata; Actinopteri; Holocentriformes; Holocentridae
Product: serine/threonine-protein kinase pim-2-like
Exons: 8
Coding region: 1-1218 (405 amino acids)
Biological process (GO): protein autophosphorylation; regulation of mitotic cell cycle; negative regulation of apoptotic process
Cellular component (GO): cytoplasm
Molecular function (GO): ATP binding; protein serine/threonine kinase activity
Source: RefSeq, a predicted model, not a curated record